UGAGAGAGGCAGUCAGUUGUAAACAUUCCGUAAAUUGGAUGCAUUAGUCUACAAAAAAUGGCUGAAAAUACGGGUAAAACAAAAAUGGACACGGUGGAAAGACCUCCAUUGAAGAAACAUGACAUAAAGUUAUUGGAUUUAGCAUUCGCUAUGGACUGCACGGGAAGUAUGGGAUCGUAUAUAGAUUCGGCACGGGACAAUAUUCGUAAAAUAGUUGAAGAAAUUGUUGCCAGUGAAAAAAGUAACGUUCACCUGGCGUUAGUAGAAUAUCGUGAUCACCCGCCAGAAGACGCUACAUUUGUUACUCGUGUUCAUGAUUUUACGGCUUCUCCAAAAACUAUGAAAGAAUGGCUAAGCAACAGCCAAGCGACAGGGGGUGGGGACUGCCCGGAGGCAGUUGCUGACGCACUCCAUGAUGUUUUAAAAUUAACUUGGCGAGAGGAGGCGACCAAAAUCUGUGUCUGUAUCUCAGACGCACCACCCCAUGGUUUGAACUGCAGCGGUGAUGGAUUUCCAAACGGAUGUCCGGCGGGUAUCGAUCCAAUGGAGGUCACAAAUCGGAUGGCUGAGAAAGGCAUCACACUAUAUAUGGUUGGCUGCGAGCCAAGUAUCACACCUUACAAGGACUUUUUCAUGGCUGUAGCGUUUAUUACGGGUGGACAGUAUGUUCCUUUAACGAAAGCUCAGUUGCUGACUCAGGUUAUUGUUGGUGGAGCACAGGAAGAGAUGUCACUUGAACACUUUAUGGACGAGGUUAACGCUGAGGCACAGGCAGAUUUAGCUGCUGGCAGAGAAAUCGACGAAGAAGAAUUUACACGAAGAGUACAUUCUAAAAUGGUGUCAAAGGGCAUAAAAACAAAACAGCUUCAUAGGAAUAAAGCUGAAUUGUCGUCUGUCGCAGAAUCUCCGGGAGCAAAGAAACUAGCGGACUUUAAAAACCUCAGUGAUGUACGGAAGAAUUUUAAACCCGACAGUGCACAUAGUGAAUUUGGACAUGCAAUGCCUGCAAUGGCUCAUGCACCGAUGGCUAUGCGUAGAAGCAGAGGGGGGCCUCCGAUGGCGAUGGGCGGAGGACCUCCAAUGGCGAUGGCUAUGAGCGCUCCGCCACCGCCGCCUGGGGACGCAGAAAGUUAUGAGACUGUGGAAGCAGACAUAUCUUAUGCCCAGUCCAGCAGAAUGGUGCAAAAAUGCCUCAAAAGAAACAUGAUAAAAAAGUAGAUGUUAUACAUCUGGAGUGGAAGAGUAAUUUGUGUUAGGCCUAAUACAUUGUUUGUAAUAGUAUGUGCAAUCACUUUAUAAAAUCUUUAAAAGUAUAUUAUACAUGUUAAUGUGCUUAUGGUACAAGAAUUGUGAAAUAUCCUUUUGUGUAUUUAAUUAUAUAUACUGUUAUCUUAUUUUGAUAUUUUUAUAUCUAUACUUCAUUUCAAUUUUAUGGAACUUUAAUAAUUUGAAUGUAAAUAAUGUUAUAUAGUUGAAAUAAAAAAAAAUGUAAAUGGUC
Molecule: messenger RNA, 1498 nt
Organism: Mercenaria mercenaria
Lineage: Eukaryota; Metazoa; Mollusca; Bivalvia; Venerida; Veneridae
Exons: 1
Coding region: 58-1218 (386 amino acids)
Biological process (GO): peptidyl-threonine phosphorylation
Cellular component (GO): cytoplasm
Molecular function (GO): protein serine/threonine kinase activity
Source: RefSeq, a predicted model, not a curated record